AUGGUAAGCACACCCCACCCAGCCAGUGCCCCCGCUCACCACCCACAGUCCAGCAAGCCCGUCUCCGUCCUUUCCGGCGUUACCAUCCUCGGCGGUAUCACAGCCUACGCCCGCUUCUCCUCCGUCCCCUCCCUCGUCGGCUCAUUGGGCAUCGGCAGUAUCAUGGCCUUGAGUGGUAUGAGAAUCCGUGACGGUAUGGACUAUGGCCUCGAAACAGCUACCGCGAGCUCCGCCGCGUUGAUGUACCCCACCAUAAGACGGGCCGUCAAGACCAAGGCUCCUGUUCCUGCGACCAUCGCCAUCUUGGCCACCGCUAGUGCCGCCUACUACCUCCGAGAAACAAUCGAGGUCCACGCCCACAAGCCAGCGCACCUGUCAUAA
Cryptococcus amylolentus CBS 6039 is the source of this 381-nucleotide messenger RNA. RefSeq lists its product as hypothetical. The record is from RefSeq and is a predicted model, not a curated record. Lineage: Eukaryota; Fungi; Basidiomycota; Tremellomycetes; Tremellales; Cryptococcaceae. Bases 1 to 381 code for a protein of 126 amino acids. Gene Ontology annotation, cellular component: membrane. The transcript has 4 exons.